This is a messenger RNA of Hyphopichia burtonii NRRL Y-1933, 813 nucleotides long. RefSeq lists its product as uncharacterized. Lineage: Eukaryota; Fungi; Ascomycota; Pichiomycetes; Serinales; Debaryomycetaceae. Gene Ontology annotation, biological process: fungal-type cell wall organization; (1->6)-beta-D-glucan biosynthetic process; cell wall biogenesis. The record is from RefSeq and is a predicted model, not a curated record. The transcript has a single exon. Bases 1 to 813 code for a protein of 270 amino acids. Gene Ontology annotation, cellular component: extracellular region.
AUGAUAUUUUUGAUAAAAAUUGUAAUAAUUUUCAGUAUAAUCAGACUAGGGUUGGCCGACGUCUCGAUACUCCAGUCAGUGAAGAGCCCAAUUUUCCAUCCCAACGAUAAUGGAGAAGUGGAAAUUGACAUUACGUGGAUCGACGAUGGGUUCCAGCCACAUGUUUCGAAGAUCACCCAUUUCACCAUAUCGUUAUUUGGAGGUUCCAAUAAUGACAUGCGGAACAUUAAGACUUUGGCUCCCAAUAUAACCUUAUCAAGUGUUGAAAAAAACGGUUCUGCUGCAAAACCAAACUGGAACUAUCAGGUCAAGUUUAAUCAGAAUACUACCGGCAACGGAUGGUAUUUCUUUCAAGUUGUAUCGACCAUUGGUGAUUUUGAAACUUACACCAUUCACUAUUCACAGAGAUUCCAGCUACUCAAUAUGGCUAAGAAUACAACCAAUACCCACUGGCAAAACCUCCCUCCGCCUGCUGCCGACACCACCACCUCCCGGGCCACGUCCAAGGACAACCGCAUGUCAGAGUACUUUACAGUCCCGUACGCUGGGCAGACUGGCUCAAUCCGGUAUGCGCCAAUGAUGCCAACCGUGGAUACAACCACCACGAACAAGAGAUGGCAAACCCGAUUGAGCAAACCUUCCUUGACUACUUUUACUAAAGUCGACCAAACCGCUCCUACAGUUGCUUACACCAUCACCCAACCGCAAACCCAGGUGUUUGUCACCAGUGCAAACACUGCAAAGCCCACGCAAAACCCUUCGUCGUGGUAUCCUGCCAGUAAAUUGAUCAAACUGACUCCAAGUAUUAAGUGA